Molecule: messenger RNA, 654 nt
Organism: Brassica napus (rape)
Lineage: Eukaryota; Viridiplantae; Streptophyta; Magnoliopsida; Brassicales; Brassicaceae
Exons: 3
Coding region: 1-654 (217 amino acids)
Molecular function (GO): RNA-DNA hybrid ribonuclease activity; nucleic acid binding
Source: RefSeq, a predicted model, not a curated record
AUGCGACAGUGGAAUGACGAGACAGCGUCCGCUAAAGUUGUUGUUAGUGUAGCAGACAGAAACACGUGUCAAAUGUUGAUUCGACUACAAGAAACAGUGGAUCAUCUAUUCAUUUCAUGUCAGUUUGCGACAUCAGUUUGGGAGGCUGCACCAUUUUCAAAUGUACAAGCCACUUUAGGAACAACACAUUUCACAUCAGCGCUGCAAGCAUCGCUCAAGCUAGUAAACUUGCCUCCAACUGGCGUACACCUCGUCUCUUUGUUCCCAUGGAUUGUUUGGACCAUAUGGUUAAUUAGGAACCAGAGGAUCUUCCAUAACAGAGAAUUCGAUGGAAGGGCCACACUGACAAAAGCAACCACUGACGCUAGAGAAUGGCAACAAGCACAACAAGAGGCGCUUGCCAUCCGUGAAGCACUCUUACAAGCUCGAGGUCAUGGCCAUAUCAACAUCGCAAUCAGAUCGGGCGCCCAGAUACUAAUCAGGGCAAUCAACGGAAGAGACCAAAUCAAGGGACUUUAUGGAAUCCUUCAGGACAUCCACAACUUAACUUGUUAUCUCUCCACCUCUGUUUUCUCGUUUAUUUCUCGCAAAGACAAUGUUGCAGCGGACAACCUUGCUAAGAAGGUUUUGUUUAACUUUUUCAACUGCAUGUAA